CAACUAUCUAUAUUAGUAUAUUGUUAACUCCCACAACCACUCGCUCUUCACACACUCUUGUAGACUUGCUUUUUGCCAAACACAGAUCAAAGCGACCACAAAAAUGACCAUGGCCACCACCAGAGUUGCCGCCAUGGUUGUUGCAGCCGCCGUAUUCUUCUCUACAUUUUACAGCGUGUCACCGCAGGCGGAGGCACCGACUCCGUCAGCUCUGGGGAAGGCACCGGCUCCGUCGUCAGGGCUGGGGGAGGGGGCACCGGCUCCGUCAGUUCUGGGGGAGGGGGCACCGGCUCCGUCUUCAGGGCUGGGGGAGGGGGCACCGGCUCCGUCAGCGUUGGCGGGGUGCAUGGACAAGCUGCUGAACUUGUCGGACUGCCUGACGUAUGUGUUGAAUGGAAGCAAUCUGACGAAGCCGGAUAAGGGUUGCUGCCCAGAGCUGGCUGGGCUGGUGGAGAGCAACGCCAUCUGCCUCUGCGUGCUGCUUGGGACCAACGUUUCUGAAAGCACUGGGAUCGCCAUUGAUGUGAAAAGGGCUCUCAAGCUUCCUUCUGUUUGUGACGUUAAAACACCCCCCGCCAGCACCUGCUCAGAACUCGGAAUCCCUAUAGGAGCUCCAACAGCGAGUGAGGGGCCUCUCUCACCAGAAGGAGCAGUUGGCGCCCCGUCACUGUCACCUGGAAACAACAACAGUGAAGCUUCAAGCAUUGCAGGGUCUGCUCUCCCAAUAACUUUUGGCAUAGCCAUUGCAUUUCUUCCAACAUUCUUCUGAUUAUAUCGAUCAAUCUUUUCUGAUUCAAUUUCAUAUUCAGAUGUUGUAACCAGAUUUAUUUAAGAAACACAAAAUGUUGUAACAGUGAGUCCUUUAAUUUGCUUAUUAAUUAGCCAAUAAUAUAUGUCGGAUCAGUUCCUUUA
Messenger RNA from Alnus glutinosa, 912 nucleotides. RefSeq names its product non-specific lipid transfer protein GPI-anchored 2-like. Bases 104 to 769 code for a protein of 221 amino acids. The transcript is spliced from 3 exons. NCBI's taxonomy places the organism in Eukaryota, Viridiplantae, Streptophyta, Magnoliopsida, Fagales, Betulaceae. The record is from RefSeq and is a predicted model, not a curated record.